GUGAACUGUAAGGAAAACAAUAAACAUACAUUAUCUAAUUGCUAUACUCAAAUUCAUCUGUGAAUUGAUAUAAUAAAGUAUAAACAUAAAUAAGAUCAACUUAGAAUUCGUGACAAAAUGGGUGAAAUUAUUGAAAUUUCUACAAUACGAAACCACCAAAGAAGAUUCUAUAAGUUUACCAGUAAAUCUGUGAUAUUUUCUGUUAAAGGAAAUUCAGGAUAUGCUAUGGUUGGGUUAGCCGAUGAAAUUGGAUUCUUCAAUAUAGACCAUUGGGUUUUUAUAGACAAAGAAGGUAAGACUGGAGUUAACGAAUUGAAUCAAGUAAUUGUUGAAACAUCAACACCUGGAAUCUUGGAAGAGGAUAAAUUUCAUAAGUUUUGCCUGACUUGGUAUGGUAGUAAAAUUGAAUUGAGCAAAUUUGGGGAAUCAGAAUUAAUAUUUACCAAAGAAAUUACAAAACAUAAUUUAAAGUAUGUCACAUUUUUUGGUUGUAACCAGAAAAAUACUUUACAAUGGAAGUUACUAUUACCACCUAGAAUUGAGAGACCUGUUUUAAAACCAAUUAUAGGUGGUAAGCCAUAUUGGGUGCCAUAUGAUGGUAAAUUGCCAUAUGGUGCAGUAAUAGGUGGAUAUGAAAAUGAAUUUCUUUAUAUAAUGAGAGCACCGCAUGAGGGUUCAUUAACGCCUGGAAAGUUUGUACCAUCCAUGAAAAGUGGAUUUAUAGGAUGGGAAGGACAUUCACAAUUAAAAACAGUAUUUGAGAUUCUCUGUGGUCACGAUUGUGCCUGGGUACCAACAAAAAAAUCAAUUAUACCAGCUGGAGCUAUUGCUGCAGGAUUCACAGAUUAUGAGCGAGAGACAAUGUAUAUUGGUCGUGUUAAACAGAAUGGUCAUAUAAUACCAGGUAAAGUAGCACCAACGCGUCGUGCUUGUUACUUUACCUAUAGUGAUAAAGAAGCCUAUGAAAGUUAUUAUGAAAUAUUAGUUGGUCCCCACUCAAAUCCUAGGUGCACAAAUACUCUUGAGCCACCAUUCAAAGAAAAAUAUGAAUUUUAUAAAGAAAAAUAUAAAUGUGAUGAAAAUUUUUAUAUUUGAUUAUAGUGUGAAAAAUAUAUUUAAAACUUGUAAAUAUGCAGAUAAAAUAAACUUUUUUUAUUA
Molecule: messenger RNA, 1158 nt
Organism: Pieris napi
Lineage: Eukaryota; Metazoa; Arthropoda; Insecta; Lepidoptera; Pieridae
Exons: 5
Coding region: 118-1095 (325 amino acids)
Source: RefSeq, a predicted model, not a curated record